Molecule: messenger RNA, 1341 nt
Organism: Stylonychia lemnae
Lineage: Eukaryota; Ciliophora; Spirotrichea; Sporadotrichida; Oxytrichidae
Source: the annotation of a GenBank genome assembly
AUGCCAAAACAAAAGGCAGCUAAAAUUGCACUACCAACAGAAAAGCAGCUAAAUCUUUAGCCAAUAAAAUAAGUUGCUCAAUCAGAGACUGAGUCUGAAACCUUAGAUGACUUCUCCGAUAUCAAUGAAUCUAUUAAAUUCUUUGCCCCAAAACCUCCUAUUUAUGAGGAUCAUAAGAUUAAACAGGCAAAAUUGAAAUAUAGACUAAUUGCAACAGGUGCAAUGUCACUUGCAACUCUAUUAAUCGUUGGAAUGGGUCACCUUUACUGUGUCAUACUUGUUAUAGGCCUUGCAUUCAUCAGUUACAAGGAAAUUAUGUCACUUAAAAGGAAAGAUGAGAAGGAUCAAAUGAGUAUUUUCUCUUGGAUUGACUGGUACUAUUUUGCUACAUUUACACUCGGAGUGUUCCCAUAAAUUUUGAUUAAAAACAAGCAAAUGAAAGAAUCAAUUGAAAAGGACUCAAUCUUGUCAUUGAUUCUUAUUUAAUACCACAAAAUGAUUGCAUUUUUCUGCUUUAUCUUUGGACUCUUAAUGUUUGUGAUGAGUUUAAAAAGAGGUUCAUUAAGAUAUUCCUUCACAAGAUUGAGCUGGACUUUAUUCUCACUAUUUAUAGUGUUUACUUUGCCAGCAUCAGCAUUCUAUAAUAUUUACAAAGGCAUGUUCUGGUUCUUUAUUCCACAUGCUAUCGUAGUAGUCAAUGAUUCAGCAUCAUUUUUGUUUGGCUAUUUCUUUGGUAAAACACCACUCAUAAUGCUCUCUCCUAAAAAGACUUGGGAAGGAUUCCUCGGAGGAUUAGUCACUACAUUUGCACUUACAUACUUCAUUAGUGAAUACUUUGCAGGUUUUUCCUAUAUGGUUUGCCCACAAACUAACAUUACUUUUGCUAUGAUUUAAGGAAUAUAAUGUGAUCUUCCUCAGACUUUCAUGAAAUAAAACUUCGAACUGCCAUUUGCUUUCAUGGGUUAUAAGCACAUUUUAAUUAGACCAUCCACUAUUCACGCUCUAACUUUUGCUCUAUUUGCUACAGUAUUCUCUCCAUUUGCAGGCUAUUUGAUAUCAGGAUUUAAAAGAGGUCUCAGAAUUGAAUCAAUUGGAAAUACUUUUGGAGAUCAUGGUGGAAUCAUGGACAGAUUUGAAAGGCAUGGAAUGAUGGCUGUCUUUGUUUAUUGUUACAUAUCCUCUAUUAUUUUUAGAUCAUCUGAUGCAAUGGAAAGAACCAUUAGUUUAAUUAGCACUCUAUCGCCUGAAGGAAGAAUAAAGUUGUACCAAAUGAUCAAUAGUACUGCCUUCAAUUAAAUUAAUGCUCUCUCAGCUUCCAUCAUAUCUAGAGCACUUUAAUGA